This is a messenger RNA of Dermatophagoides pteronyssinus (European house dust mite), 1056 nucleotides long. RefSeq names its product BLOC-1 related complex subunit 6 (gene BORCS6). The record is from RefSeq and is a predicted model, not a curated record. Gene Ontology annotation, biological process: lysosome localization. Gene Ontology annotation, cellular component: BORC complex. NCBI's taxonomy places the organism in Eukaryota, Metazoa, Arthropoda, Arachnida, Sarcoptiformes, Pyroglyphidae.
GUGCACACACGAAAAAAUUGGAGUGUGCAAACCAACACUUUUUUCUCUCUCAUCUGAUCCUGAUCCCGAACCCGAAUUUCGAGAAAAUUUUAAAUUUUUAAAAAAAUGGAUCCAGAAUCAGAAGAAUCAACCGAAGUGAAAACACCGAUCAGUUCACCAUCAAGUACUACAGAAGCAUCAAUGUGUCCAGAUUACAUAUCAUCAUAUACACAAAUAUCACAAUAUAAUCAUCACCGUCAACAACAAGAUGAUCAAACUAUUGAUGAUCAAACUGAUAUUGAAUCUGAGACGGAUGAUAAUUUGGAUGAUUUUGUCAAUGACGACGAUGAUGAUGAUGAUGAUCAAAAAUCACCUUCCAAAUCGAAUAAAAUUGAUAAAGAUUCGAAAAAUGCUCUUCCAGAAUUAUCAUCACAGAUAAUUGAAUGGUCGAAAAAAACAUUCGAAUCAUAUAAUAAAGAUUCGAAUGUUGAUGAUGAUGAACAACAAGAAUCAAAUUCUGAAACAACCGAGCCAAAAAUCGAAAGUGAAAAAAUCGAAAAAGAAGAAGAAAAACAGAAAUUAAAAUUUUUCCAAUUGAAAUUCAUCAACGAUAUUGAACAACAAACAUUGUUGAUUGUAGAGAAUUUAAAUCAAAUAAUGACCUAUAUAAAUUCAUAUUCAACAGAUAUGACCAAUAAAUCCGUAGAUGUAAUGGAAAUUUAUCAUGAUAAUGUUAUCGAAUGUUGUGAUCAAAUUGAUUCGAAUAUUAAGUUAAUGUAUAAAAUCAUAUCAAAAUGUGAAGAAUUAAAUAAAUCAUUUGGAUUUUUAGAUGAAUUACGAAAUCGUAUUAAAGAUAUUAAACAAACAUUGGAUAUAUUUGAACGAAUUGUUAUAUAAAUUUUUUUUUUGUCGAUCAUCAUCGCCAUCGUUAUUUUCGUUAUCGUUCGUGAAGUGGAAUGACCUAAUUUUUUUAAAUAUUUUCACCAUAAAGGGAGGUAAUUUCAAAGAUAAUAAAUGGAAAGCUAAAUUCACAAAAAAAAAUCGACGACUCAUCACCAUCAAAAGAAUGAAUUUCAU